AUGGUAGCCUUGGGUACCUACCUACUAGAUGGUGAAGCAGAAAACUGGUGGCAGAGCAUGCAGCGAGGCGUUCCACCCAUGUAUGCCUGGACAUGGGCGGGCUUCCGGGUAAAAUUCUUUAAAAAGUACUUUCCUCGGUCAUGUAGGAACGAGAAGAUAGCCCAGUUUCUAAAACUAGAACAGGGCAAUAUGAUUGUUGCCAAAUAUGAGGCCCGAUUUGACGAACUCUCAUGGUUUGUGCCCAAAGCCGUGGAGGAUAAGGAAUACAAGCCACCAAAGUUCAAGGAAGGUCUCCGGCCAGGGAUCCAAUUACGAUUAUGCACCUGGGACUUCACAGAGCUUGUAGACAAGGCUAUGAGGGUGGAAAAGGACUUUGAGCACACCAUGAGGACUCGCCCUCCAGUUAGGGACACCCUAACUAGUCCUAAGCAGGUGCCUCUCGCCCCACCAGUAUCAGAGAGAAGAGCUAGGUUCAUACCUGCCAGCGCUCCACCCAUGCCUCUCAAGAGGAAUUGUGAUUACUACCAUAAGGCUGGGCAUUUUGUGUGA
Messenger RNA from Magnolia sinica, 549 nucleotides. RefSeq lists its product as uncharacterized. The transcript has a single exon. Lineage: Eukaryota; Viridiplantae; Streptophyta; Magnoliopsida; Magnoliales; Magnoliaceae. The coding region runs from base 1 to 549 and encodes 182 amino acids. The record is from RefSeq and is a predicted model, not a curated record.